UAACCAUAAUUUUCCAACUAUAUAGUUAGUACUCCCAAUUCCCAAACCAUAUAAUUUACUAACAUCUCGAGUCUCAAAAACUUGAUUUUGGGCCUAUAAAUUGAGUCUUUGAGGCUCGGUUUUCCUGGUUUUAUCGGAUCUGAUGUGGCCUAAUUCCACGUGGAGUACACCUGGAACUCGAGUCUUAGAGACUCAAGUUCCACGUAGACGCCACGUAGACGUAAACACCUGUGCUCUGAGACGCCACUUGGAUCUCGAGCCUUAGAGACUCGGUUUGCUAAAAGUGAAACCGAGUCUCAGAAACUCAAUUUUUAAAUGUGGUCAAUUAUUGCUCCACGUGGGCUGGUCAUGUCUGUUUCCCAUCUGGUUUUGUCAUGUCUAGUCCCAUCUUGUUUUGUCUGAUCUGGGUCUCUCGGGAUUCAGCAGAACAUUUGCACAUUACUCCUCUCUCAACUCUCAUACACAUUCAACAGCAGAACAUUGCUCCUCUCUUAACUCUCAUACAAGCCCAACAUUCAUUGUAGUCUCCCUCUCUGACUCCCCCUCUCACUCUCAUACAAUCCUAGCAGUACAUUUGCACAUCCUCAUGUCAGGUAAGGUUCUCCUCACUCUCUAGUUGGUUGUUUAGUGUAUAUAAUUGAUUUAGAAAGUGUUGCUUCACCUUAUACAUUGCUACUUAAACCUACGCACAUGUCAAACCCAUAAUUCAUGUCAAUUUCACGAUCCUCCAUUUAUUGAAAGAAAAGACCUAAACUUUGCAAUAAAUUAAUGCAGAGCUAGAUAUUUCCAAAGAUACCUGAUUUUCCUCAGCUUCUGCUGCAGCACCCUUGGAUUCGCCCUUCUUAGCACGCUUGGACUUGUCAUUUGGUUUUGCUUGGUAUUUGGACCGAACAUCAAGUGGCAAAAGUUCUAAAGGCACAACCCCUUCAAGCAGGCCGUGCAACUCUCAUUUCAUCUGUGGCUUCUUCCAUGCCAUCUUACCAAGCUUCAUCCCUAAUCCUCCCUAAUGAAGUUUGUUCAAAGCUUGAUUCCCUCAACCGAAGAUUUUGGUGGGGUAUAAUGGAUGAUAGUAAGAAAGGUUGCUAUCUCAAAAGCUGGGAUUCAAUAUGUUCUCCUAAAAAUGUUGGAGGACUUGGCAUUAAAAAAACAGCAGAUAUGAAUAAAGCUUUGGUGGCUAAAAUGACUUGGGAUGUGGUCAAUAAUAGUGAUAAAAGGUGGGUAGUGGUCUUCAAAAAGAAAUAUGUUCGGAACAGAAAUUUCAUGAAAAUGCCUAAUCCAAAGAGUGCUUCUUGGGCUACUUAAAGUAUCUUUGAGUGCAGGAAGGUUAUUAGUAAGGGCUUGUGCCAUAGAAUUGGUGAUGGCCUUAACACUUGGAUCUUUGAAGAUCCUUGGGUCCCUAAUGAGCCAGGGUUCAUCCCCCAAAUAAGAAGUGGUGUAUCUACUGCUGUUCACUUGGUAGCAAAUUUGAUUAAUCAGGAUACCAGACAAUGGGAUAGAGGUGAGUUUUCAGUGAAAUCCGCUUAUAAUGCGAUAAGAGGGCUGAAUCAUCAAAGCCACCCCCAUAUGCUUAGUAAAGAUUGGAAGGACUUAUGAAAGCUGAAAGUAAAUGCCAGGUUGAAAAACCUUUUGUGGAAAAUGUGCUGGAACAUCCUUCCAACUUGUUCUGUUCUUAAUAGUCGCUUUAAUAUUUCUUCUUUAAAGUGCUUUUUGUGUAAUAAGGCCCCUGAAAAUAUUGAGCAUUUGUUUUUGCAGUGUGAUUGGGCUGUUCAGCUUUGGUUAUUAGCCCCGUGGCCUAUAUAUAUGAGUAAGUUAUCCUCUCUAUCUAUUUUGGACUGGAUUAAGGUUACUUUAAAUCCAAAAUCCAUGUUGGGGUUGAAUGAAGAGUCUGUCAGAGACUUCCAGCUUUAUGCUUCCAUUCUCUGUGAUCAUUUAUGGAUGGCUAGAAAUAAAGUUAGAGUGGAAGGUUCCAAAAGUAAUCCAGCUGAUCUUUCCAAGCAGAUUUUUAAAGUCUUCAUGGAGCAUAAGGAUGCUUGGAAAGAGCAAAAUGAGAGACCAUUCAAAGAUGUGGUCUGGUCUCCCCCUCCAAAGAACUGGAUCAAGAUAAAUUUUGAUGUGGCAAUCCGUGAAGAGAAAACCACAGUUGUAGUUGUGGGAAGAGAUGAUAAUGGCAACCUUUUGUUGACAUGGGCAGAGCACUUUGAGAGUGGAAAUUCCCUACUAGAAGAAGCGAGAGCAGCUUGGUUUGCCAUGAAGUGUGCUGUGAAUGAAGGAUUUCAGAAUAUAAUCUUGGAGGGUGAUGCUUGGAAUGUCAUUGAGCCAUUGAAAAAAUCUAAUAUAACCCCACAUUGGAGUAUCAACUCUAUCCUAGAAGAUAUUGUGUUCUUUGUUAAUAGUUUUUCCAAUGUUGAAUUUUCUUUUGUACAUAGAAAAGGUAAUGUAUCUGCUCAUUUGCUUGCUCAAUGGGCAGCUCUUGUAAACUGGUCUGAGCCGGUUCCCAUCUCCUUUCUGCCUUCUCAUGUAUCUCAGGCUGUUGUUAGAGAUGGGUCCAGGCCCGAUCUUUUUGUUUCUCCCCGGUUUCGGGUUGAGUUUUUUGAGCAAUAAAGUAUUUAUUCAGCAAAAAAAAA
This is a messenger RNA of Quercus robur (English oak), 2624 nucleotides long. RefSeq lists its product as uncharacterized. Bases 1636 to 2601 code for a protein of 321 amino acids. The transcript is spliced from 2 exons. Gene Ontology annotation, molecular function: nucleic acid binding; RNA-DNA hybrid ribonuclease activity. The record is from RefSeq and is a predicted model, not a curated record. NCBI's taxonomy places the organism in Eukaryota, Viridiplantae, Streptophyta, Magnoliopsida, Fagales, Fagaceae.